UUAGAGACGCGCUCCUCCGCGGGUGUUAAAAACUCCCACGCUUUGCGCCGCGACUUCGGAGUCGCACUUUUCCACCUCUCGCCGGCACGCAUCUUCCCAGGUGGGAAAAUAUCUCACUUUUUCACGAGAGAUCGGGAAGGCUGCGCACUCCACGGGUGGGGUGGGGCGUAUAAUAAAAAAAGCAGGUUCCUGGUAACGCAAAGAGAGGCUUUGGAGACGCGCGUCGCCGGCGGAGGAGGAUGGAGUGUGUCAUCCGAGAAGCCACGGUCGAGGAUUGCGAGAACCUCAUGAGCCUGAUACAUGAAAUUGCUGACUUUCACCACUUACUGGAGGAUGUGACGAUCAAUUCUCAAGUUUUAAAAGCGGACGGCUUUGGCAAGGACCCCUUCUUCAAAUGCCUCCUGGCUGAACAGCCUGUGGAAAAUGGGUGCAAGCCAGCUCGUCCUAUUGGCCAUGCCCUGUACUUCUUUGGGUACAACGUCAACCACGGAAGAAUGGUGUACCUGGAAAACCUCUACGUGGUGGCAGAAUUCAGAGGCAAAGGAAUCGGGAAGCAGUUAUUGAGCAAAGUAGCAGAGAUUGCCCUGGAGGCCGGCUGCGUGGAGAUGAAGUUUGUCGCCAUGGAAUGGAACCGGCCGGCCAAGGAGUUUUACGUCCGCCUGGGGGCUCACGACACCACCGACUCCGAAGAUCUGCACUGCAUGGUUCUGGAUCUGGACGCCUUGCAAAGGUUGCGGCAACACGGGAAAGAGAAAAUCACUCGCUGAACUCCCUGUUAAAUGGGGAGGUCAAAGAGCGCCCCCUGCUGUUAUCCAUAACAGAGUUUAUACUGUACAUAAAGAGUUUAUUUCAUUUGACUAACUGGUUGGGAAAAGGGAGAGGAAGGAAAAAAUUCACAGGAGA
Molecule: messenger RNA, 903 nt
Organism: Podarcis raffonei (Aeolian wall lizard)
Lineage: Eukaryota; Metazoa; Chordata; Lepidosauria; Squamata; Lacertidae
Product: thialysine N-epsilon-acetyltransferase-like
Exons: 6
Coding region: 240-767 (175 amino acids)
Molecular function (GO): N-acetyltransferase activity
Source: RefSeq, a predicted model, not a curated record